Molecule: messenger RNA, 1794 nt
Organism: Exserohilum turcica Et28A
Lineage: Eukaryota; Fungi; Ascomycota; Dothideomycetes; Pleosporales; Pleosporaceae
Exons: 7
Coding region: 1-1794 (597 amino acids)
Biological process (GO): secondary metabolite biosynthetic process
Molecular function (GO): flavin adenine dinucleotide binding; oxidoreductase activity, acting on CH-OH group of donors
Source: RefSeq, a predicted model, not a curated record
AUGCGCCAUAGUUCAUACGGCCUUGUUUCAGCGACUUUAGCGCCUGCUGAACCGGUACUCUGUCCGGAGUCUAUCAAUGGACGCACAUUCGAUUACAUCAUCGUUGGUGGUGGAGUGGCUGGUUUAGUAUUGGCCAACAGGCUGACCGAAAAUGCAAACACUACUGUUGUUGUCUUGGAAGCAGGCACACAUGCUGAAGAAAUCUCGGGGAACUGGUCGCAAGUCCCAGCUUAUGCCAGCAAAUUCAAUGGGGGCGCGCCUGCGAUGUCCUGGAAUUUCUCCACAACGCCUCAACCUGGGCUCAACAACGACACGCAUCAAUAUUUCAGAGGCAAAGCGUUGGGCGGAAGCAGUGCCAUCAACUAUAUGGCUUACGCACAAACUGCUAAGGGGGCUCAUCAAGCCUGGGCGUACGCUGUCAACGACCAAUCCUACACGUACGAAAACAUGCUUCAAUACUACAAAAAGACGUUGAACUACACCAUGCAGCCACAUGCAACACGGCUGGAGAAUGCGACUGUUGAAUACAACCCUGCUGAUAUGAGUACCGGAGGUGAACUUCAGGUAACAUAUCCUGCCUACACGCAGUCCUGGAGCACGUGGGUCUCGAAAGGCUUGGCAGCAAUUGGUGUGCCUGAGGUUGGAGCUUUCAUUAAUGGAAAUCUCUUAGGGCACACCUGGCAGCUCAGCACGAUCAGAGCAUCCGAUAGCCACCGUUCCGACUCCGACACUGCCUACCUCCGGCCUGUUAUGAGUCGGCCAAACUUGUCGGUCUUUCAAUUUACUAUGGCCGAACGUAUCAUUUUUGAAAACAAGAUCGCAAAGGGGGUUGCAUUUACCUCCACAGCUAUGGGUUGCAUUGGAACUGCACUCGCUUCCAAGGAAGUUAUCCUUUCGGCCGGUGUUUUCCAGUCACCCCAGCUCUUACAGGUUUCAGGGGUGGGGCCCAAAGACCUCUUGGAAAAGAAUGGUAUCAAAGUCGUUGCCGAUGUGCCUGGCGUCGGUCAAGGCAUGAGAGAUCAUAUGACGAUCUUUGCCUCAUACGAGGUAGAUGUCUUGACCAGUACUGCUUUGAGCAACGCAGAGUAUCUUAACGACGCCAUAAAAGAGUUUAACGAAAACGCUUCGGGUCCUCUAUCAAGUCCUGGUGGUGAUCUUGUCGGUGGCGAAAAGAUACCCGCUCAGCUACGAAAAGGAUUCGCAGCUGAGACAAAAGAGUAUCUUUCUUCUUACCCUGAUGAUUGGCCUGAGAUUCUUUUCAACGUCUUUCCAGGUGGUGUUUCUGCCGCAAAUGGAGCCAGUGGUAAGAACUUUGCGACACUUCAAGCAACACUGGUGGCGCCUCAUUCCCGUGGCACAGUCACCAUUCAGUCAUCUGAGAUGAGUGAUGCACCAAUCAUUAAUCCCAACUGGUUGACAGAGAAUUCUGAUAUCGAUGUUCUGGUUGCUGGCUUCAAGCGCGUUCGUGAGGUGCUGAACAGUUCUGCCAUGGCGCCCGUUCUGAAGGGCGGCGAAGUUUUCCCUGGCCCUUCUGUUGAAACGGACGAGGAUAUACGUGCAUACAUUGCGAGAUCCAGCAGUCCUCUCUAUCAUGCAUUCGCUACCAACCGAAUGGGCAACGGGUCUGAUCCAAACGCCGUGGUAGACAGUCGUGGAAGAGUCGUCGGAGUAUCCAGGCUUAGAGUGAUAGAUUCUUCAUCCUUUCCGUUUCUUCCACCUGGCCCCGCGCCUCAGAUACAGGUUUAUACCUUGGCAGAGAAGCUUGCUGAUGAUAUCAAGAAUACUCAGUACUGA